GCUAAAAAGCUUCUUAAAAUGCAAUAUUUUCCUAAUCCUUAUAAAUUUCUUAAGGAAAUAUGGAAAUUGGAGGAAUUUUUACAACAACUUUCAAAAACAACAAGUAGAACUGCAUAUCCAUAUGCAUCCGUUAGUACCAUACCACAAGAGGAUUAUAUGCAGUUGAUCUUUAAUUUAUCGCGUAACUACGAUGUAAGAAUUGAGGGCAAAACUGCAGUUAAAAUAAUGACAGAAAUUGGAAUUUGUUAUACCAUCAAUAAUAUUCUCAGUAAACAACUAUAUACAAAAUAUUGGCAGGAUUUAGAACCAUAUCCGAAAAUGUACAGUGAUCAUUUUACGCAAAACCCUUUUACUUUUCACAGCGCCUUUCCCUUGCGAACUAAUAUAAAUCAUAAUAUUACUGGUAAGAUAACAGUUUACGCCCAUAAUCCCUUUGAGGUGCCGACAAUUUGGACUCGACCAGCUUUAAUAAUUAAUAAUCAUAACAAACUGUAUAUUUUAAAAGCUGCUAUUAAACAAAUCACAUUUGAUGAAACUGCCUUUAAAAAAAAAUUUAACGAAUUCACAUUUUUUCAAAAAAAGUUAUCCGCUCCAUUCUCAUCCUCGAGAAAUCUCUGCGUAAUGCAAUGUCGCGCUCAUUACAUUAGGAAACUAUGUAAUUGUUUACCACACUUUUAUGCUCACACAUAUUGGAGAGAUUCAAAUGUUUGCAACAUACAAGGACUAAAUUGUUUUAAUCAAUAUAUUCAAAUUAUUCGUACCAUAAAUACCAAUACAAUUUCACCGACAUUUAGGUGUGAUCACUGUCAACCAAAUCAUAUUGAACAAAUUGUUGUGGUUAAGAGCUACAAUGAAAAAAUAAGUGAAAAUAGUACAACAAAUUUAAUUUUUCAAAUCGAACAUCCACCAGUUGAGUCGUACACUAGAAUUAUCAUGUACAACAAAUUCGAUUAUGUUGUUUCAUUAUCUGGUGCCUUGUCAUCAUUCUUUGGAUUUACAAUAUAUGGUUUAUGUGAUUUCAUAUAUUUUUUUACCAUACGAAUAUAUUGGUUUCAAAAAGGAUUUCGAGGAGCAAUCGAUGAACUAAUUGAAUUUUAAUUAAGUUUUUAUACAAAAUAUGCUGAAAAAUUUUAAUUUGCUGCA
Messenger RNA from Lucilia cuprina (Australian sheep blowfly), 1143 nucleotides. RefSeq lists its product as uncharacterized. Gene Ontology annotation, biological process: sodium ion transport. Gene Ontology annotation, cellular component: membrane. The transcript is spliced from 6 exons. Gene Ontology annotation, molecular function: sodium channel activity. The record is from RefSeq and is a predicted model, not a curated record. NCBI's taxonomy places the organism in Eukaryota, Metazoa, Arthropoda, Insecta, Diptera, Calliphoridae. The coding region runs from base 19 to 1098 and encodes 359 amino acids.